Messenger RNA from Coprinopsis cinerea okayama7#130, 1818 nucleotides. Its product is annotated as beta-glucan synthesis-associated protein KRE6. The transcript is spliced from 21 exons. The record is from RefSeq and is a predicted model, not a curated record. Gene Ontology annotation, cellular component: endoplasmic reticulum membrane; plasma membrane. Gene Ontology annotation, biological process: fungal-type cell wall organization; (1->6)-beta-D-glucan biosynthetic process. Lineage: Eukaryota; Fungi; Basidiomycota; Agaricomycetes; Agaricales; Psathyrellaceae. Gene Ontology annotation, molecular function: glucosidase activity. Bases 1 to 1818 code for a protein of 605 amino acids.
AUGGAUCCUUUUUCGGAUUCAAAGUCCAAUCAUUCUCAUAACGCUCCUUACCCAAAGCUGAUUCAGAAGAGGGGUAGUCAGGGGACUAUCUCAUCCGUUGGUUCUGGCAAACCUUUAAUGUCGCAGCACUCGGCACUACCGUUUGCUAAUCUCCCCAACCAUUCGUCGGAUUCCCUAUCCAAAUCCAUCUCUGACAAGUACUCGCUCUCUCCAUGGCCGCAAUCAUGGGGUGCACCACUACUCAUGAGCCACGUUGAGCCGGACGACGACUUGCACAACCCCGACCCACGACGUGACCGGAGAAACGACUAUGGUGGAAGUAUCUUCACGGCCCGAGGUCUCAAGAACGUUGGAUGUCUGGCGAUUCUUGUUCUAGGAAUGAUGUCGCUAUUUGCCGGAUACCCCAUCAUAACACAUUUCUUGGAAGAAGACCCUUCGAAACAAGGAGGCUUCAACCUCGGUGGAAUCAACGCUACAGGCCAGAUACCCGACAUUCCUGGCAACUUCGGUCUCAUCGACAAGGAUACCCCUCGGGAAGCAUACACCAAGAUGUCGUAUCUGGGAACGGAGGAAUUCGUACUAGUGUUCUCAGACGAGUUCAACCAAGAAGGCCGAACGUUCUACCCAGGUGACGACCCCUACUGGGAAGCUGUGGACCUUCAUUACUGGGGAACGAACGAUCUUGAGUGGUAUGAUCCCCAACAAGCGACCACCCGGAACGGCCAUCUCGAAAUCCGAAUUGAUGAAGUCGCGGAUAACAGCACAAAUCACAACAUGCAGUUCCGCUCCGGCAUGAUUCAAACUUGGAACAAGUUCUGCUUCACAGGUGGUUUGAUUGAAGCCAUGGUCCGACUACCCGGUUUCAGUGACGUUGCUGGACUCUGGCCUGCUGUUUGGACUAUGGGUAACCUUGGUCGUGCUGGGUAUGGUGCAACCAACGAUGGCAUGUGGCCCUAUACCUACGACAGCUGCGACGUCGGUACUCUUCCCAACCAAACGUAUCCUGGUACCAACCUUCCCGAGGCUGCCUUGAUCAACGGUGACCCAAGCUUUAAUAACGUUCUGUCCUUCCUCCCCGGUCAAAGACUUUCCGCUUGCACUUGCCGUGGAGAGUCGCAUCCAGGACCUGUCAAACCUGAUGGUAGCUACGUCGGUCGCUCCGCUCCUGAAAUCGACAUGAUUGAAGCCACUGUUACCAAUGGUGUUGGUCACGUAUCGCUUUCUGCCCAAUGGGCUCCUUACAACGCCGGGUAUCGCCCCUUGAACGUUUCUGGCGGCAUUAUCAUCGACGACCCUUCCAUUACUGUGCUGAACGAGUACCGUGGUGGUGUCUACCAACAAACGACUAGUGGUCUUGCGAACACCAAUCAGACUUGCUACGAGAUGUCCGGCGGAUGCUUCACCGUCUAUGGGUUCGAAUACAAACCUGGUUUCGACGAGGGCUAUGCCACCUGGGUGAACAACAACGAACGUGCCUGGACUAUCUUCUCUGGCCCCAUGGGUCCUGAUCCUCUGACGGAGAUUGAUGCUCGUCCUUUCCCUCAAGAGCCCAUGUACAUCAUCACCAACUUGGGUAUCUCGCACAACUUCGCCGCCAUCGACUUUGAGAACCUCCGUUUCCCGGCAAUCAUGAGUAUCGACUGGAUCCGAGUAUACCAACCAAGGGAUGCGAUCAACAUUGGCUGCGACCCUAAAGAGUUCCCUACUCGACAGUACAUCGAGACGUACAUGGAAGCCUACACCAACCCCAAUCUGACGACUUGGGAGCAAUUCGGACAGCCAUGGCCCAAGAACAGAUUGAUUGACGACUGCACUUAG